CUCUCCACAGGGCUCCUGUCGCCUCCCGGCGCCUUCGCCAGCUUCCCGCCUGCCUGCUACAAGUACGGUGUGCCUGGAUGUCCAAGGGACUACAACCCAGUUUGUGGGACUGAUGGAGAGACCUACUCAAACGAGUGUGUGCUCUGCCUUUCAAACAGUGAAAAUAAAAAGGAUGUCCAAAUUUUCAAGAUAGGAAGCUGCUAA
Molecule: messenger RNA, 204 nt
Organism: Leptosomus discolor (cuckoo roller)
Lineage: Eukaryota; Metazoa; Chordata; Aves; Leptosomiformes; Leptosomidae
Source: RefSeq, a predicted model, not a curated record